AUUACUGGUUCUGUCGUUGACUCAUGAAUGCGGCUUGCGGAAGUACGUCGUCACGUGAAGUUAGCUGCACAACGCGACAGCGAGUACGCGAGCGAGAUCGUCGUCAUCCGCGGUUACGUUCCGGUCGGUUCCGGUGACUGUCAGUGCGAGUAUCGGAUGGUGGUAUCGGUUGUCGUUUAAUAUUCGUUUGGAAUUCGCCGACGGGCAAUGCGAUAAAUCGAGAACGUUCUCUUCGAGGAAGCCGCGUUCUCGCGGUUCUGUUCUACUGUCGCCUCGAAGAAUCAGAUGUAGCUGUCAUUUUCUCGCGUAAGAUUUGUAGGGAAAGAUUAUGUGGCAAUAGGAUCCGAAAGAGUGGUGAAAGAUGCUGGCGAUUAGCCAGGUAGAGAUGCAACAUAGCUACAUAUACAGCUGCUCAUUAGCUUGCUCCAAUGUUGACACACUGACUAACGAGCACUAAACGAGCAUAAAUUUCCAACUGCAGUGUUGGGAGUGGUGAUGAUGCAAAAUAAUUCUAAAACCAGAGAAAUGUUUAUCGUACGAGCUUUAGAAAAGAUACUAGCUGAUCGGGAUGUCAAGCGAUCGCACCUCUCGCAGCUCAGAAAAUCCUGCGAGUCUGCACUUGAGGAUCUUCGCAAUGAGAUCAAAGAUGUGCCAGUUGUACAAGGUGAAGAGGUAACAUCAAAUGCAUUACCACAACCUAAGAGUGAUUCAAAUGUCAUCACUGCGGAGAAGUACUUCUUGCCGUUUGAACUAGCAUGUCAGAGUAAAUCAUCACGGAUCGUGGUAACUGCACUUGAUUGUCUGCAAAAGUUGAUAGCAUAUGGUCACUUAACUGGCAAUGUGCCUGAUUCUACGGAACCGAGCAAACUAUUGAUCGUGCGCAUCGUCGAGACCAUCUGCGGCUGCUUCACCGGCCCGCAGACCGACGAGGGUGUACAAUUGCAGAUUAUUAAGGCUUUGCUGACUGUAAUGACAAGUCAGCAUGUGGAAGUGCACGAAGGUACAGUACUGUUGACGAUCCGCACCGUCUACAAUGUCUACCUGGCAUCGCGUAAUUUGGUAAACCAGACGACGGCUCGCGCAACCCUCACUCAGAUGAUCAACGUGAUUUUCGCGCGUAUGGAGUCUCAGGCUGAAGAGGAGAGCGUGAAGAUCGACGGAGAGUCUCAGCAGGAAGCAGCAGCAGGCACUGUCGUGGCAAACGGCGAAACUGAGGCAGAGCUAAACACAGAAAAUGGCGAUGUUACAGAUCCUCAAACGAUCGUCAGAGGCAUCCUCGACGAUGUGGUGAACUCUGUGGUGCCAUUGGAGGAGGAAGUCAGUCUUGAAAAUGGUCCGGAGGAUAACGGCGACGAGGCGACCGCCGAGAACGAUAACAUGGUCACCGCCAAGUUCACGCAUGUAUUGCAAAAGGACGCAUUCCUCGUGUUCCGUGCUCUCUGCAAGCUGUCGAUGAAGCCGUUGCCGGACGGCACGCCAGAUCCAAGGUCACACGAACUUCGCUCCAAGAUCCUGUCGUUGCAACUGUUGCUGGGAAUCCUGCAAAACGCCGGCCCGGUGCUGCGCUCUAACGAAAUGUUCGUCAUCGCGAUCAAGCAGUACUUGUGUGUUGCCCUGUCAAAGAAUGGAGUCUCGUCGGUGCCGGAGGUGUUUGAGCUAUCGUUGGCUCUGUUCUUGGCACUGCUUGCACGCUUCAAAGUGCACCUCAAGAUGCAAAUUGAGGUGUUCUUCAAGGAAAUCUUCAUGAACAUCCUCGAGACUUCCAGCAGCUCCUUCGAGCACAAAUGGAUGGUCAUACACGCGCUCACUAGGAUCUGCGCGGAUGCCCAGAGUGUUGUCGAUAUCUAUGUUAACUACGAUUGCGAUCUCUCCGCCGCUAAUCUCUUCGAGAGGCUCGUCAACGAUCUGUCCAAGAUCGCUCAAGGUCGCCAAGCUUUAGAACUUGGCGCGUCGCCUAAUCAGGAGAAAUCUAUGCGUAUCCGAGGUCUCGAGUGUCUCGUGUCUAUCCUGAAAUGUAUGGUGGAGUGGAGCCGGGAUCUGUACGUGAACCCCAGCGUGCCUGCGGACCAGCAACCUUUGUCGGAUCCACCAGAUCCGGCACCGGAGACUCCGCUACCACGCUACGGUAGUGCUGGUAGUCUCUCAUCGGCCAAUUCCAGUUUAACCGGCAACAAGGAAGUGCCGGAUUCGCCAGAGCAAUAUGAAGUACAGAAACAACAGAAGGAGGUAUGGGAGGCCGGCAUCGAGAUCUUCAGUCGAAAGCCAGGCAAAGGUGUGCAAUAUCUGCAAGAGCAGGGUUUACUCGGCACGUCGCCGGAGGACGUGGCCAGAUGGCUGCAUUUGGAUGAGCGACUUGACAAGACUGCCAUCGGUGAUUUUCUGGGCGAUCACAACCACAACCAGGUGAUGUAUCACUACAUCGACCAGAUGAACUUCGCCGAGCGCGAUCUAGUCACCGCACUCAGAUACUUCCUGGAAGGCUUCCGACUGCCCGGCGAAGCACAGAAAAUCGAUCGCUUGAUGGAAAAGUUUGCCAGUCGUUAUUGCGAGUGCAAUCCUAAUAACGGCCUGUUCACCAGUGCGGAUACAGCUUACGUCCUCGGUUUUUCCAUCAUCAUGUUGACGACCGACUUGCACUCGCCACAGGUCAAGAAUAAAAUGACUAAGGAGCAAUACAUUAGACUAAACCGACGUAUCAGCGAUAACGAGGACCUUCCUGAGGAGUACCUUUCUAGGAUUUAUGAUGAAAUUGCUGGCAAUGAAAUCAAGAUGAAAUCGAACCCGAACAACAGCCGACUCGCCGGCAAGCAGCUGAUCUCGAGCGAGAAGAAACGGCGAUUGUUGUGGAACAUGGAAAUGGAAGUGAUCUCCACGGCGGCGAAGAAUCUCAUGGAGUCCGUAAGUCACGUUCAAGCACCGUUCACCACGGCUAAACAUCUGGAGCACGUGCGGCCAAUGUUCAAAAUGGCCUGGACGCCGUUCCUCGCAGCCUUUAGCGUCGGUCUUCAAGAUUGCGACGAUCCGGAGAUUGCAUCGCUCUGCUUGGAUGGUAUCAGAUGUGCCAUCCGCAUCGCCUGCAUCUUUCACAUGAGCCUAGAGCGUGAUGCCUAUGUACAGGCAUUAGCUAGAUUCACCUUGCUGACAGCCAACUCCCCUAUCACUGAGAUGAAGGCGAAGAACAUCGACACUAUCAAGACCCUCAUCACAGUGGCUCACACCGACGGCAAUUAUUUAGGUGGUUCAUGGCUCGAUGUCGUCAAGUGUAUCUCGCAAUUGGAGUUAGCACAACUUAUCGGUACCGGUGUGAGACCGCAGCUGUUGGGUCCGCCGUCGAAGCCGCACUUUCCGUCACCGCUGGCGAAUUUCGGUAAUCUCACGCAUUCUGUUGGCUCGCAUCAAGCCAACAGUCUCAAUCUGAGCUCACUGGACCCCAGCGUGAAAGAGUCUAUCGGCGAGACCAGUUCGCAGAGCGUUGUCGUGGCCGUUGAUCGCAUCUUCACUGGCUCCACCAGACUCGAUGGCGACGCUAUUGUUGAAUUUGUCAAAGCUCUCUGCCAGGUUUCUCUCGAGGAGCUGGCACACCCCACACAACCGCGCAUGUUCUCCCUUACGAAAAUCGUCGAAAUCUCAUAUUAUAAUAUGGGACGUAUCAGGCUGCAGUGGUCCAGAAUCUGGCAGGUUCUCGGUGAUCAUUUCGACAGAGUAGGAUGUAGUCCUAGACAGGAUAUUGCAUUCUUCGCUGUGGAUUCUCUGAGGCAGUUGGCCACCAAAUUCAUCGAGAAGGGUGAAUUUGCCAAUUUCAGAUUCCAAAAGGACUUUCUUAGGCCAUUCGAGCAUAUUAUGAAAAAGAACAGGUCCCCUGUUAUCAGAGACAUGGUCGUUAGAUGUGUGGCGCAGAUUGUUCACUCGCAAGCACCCAACAUCAGAUCUGGUUGGAAGAACAUCUUUAGCGUUUUCCAUCAUGCGGCUAGUGAUCGUGACGAGUCUGUCGUCGAGCUAGCCUUCUCAAUGACUGGCAAGAUAAUAAACGAGCUGUAUGCGGAGGACUUCAGCAUCAUGGUGGAUUCUUUCCAGGACGCCGUCAAAUGCCUGAGCGAGUUCGCGUGUAACGCAUCCUUUCCAGACACCAGCAUGGAGGCAAUUCGGCUGAUACGUUCCUGCGCGUCUUAUAUCGACGCGAAUCCCAACUUGUUCGCCGAAGGUAUGAUGGACGACAGUGGAAUGGUUUCCGAGGAGGACCGAGCCUGGGUAAGAGGUUGGUUCCCGCUGUUGUUCGAGUUGUCUUGCGUAGUGAGCAGAUGUAAACUGGACGUCAGGACACGAGCAUUAACGGUACUCUUCGACGUUGUUAAGACACACGGUGCAUCCUUCAAACCUCACUGGUGGAAGGAUCUCUUCCAGGUUCUCUUUAGGAUUUUCGACAAUAUGAAACUACCCGAGCAGCAUACUGAGAAAGCCGAAUGGAUGACAACAACAUGCAAUCAUGCGCUUUAUGCUAUCGUGGACGUCUUUUCGCAAUUCUACGAUGUCCUGGGCCCAUUAUUGUUAGAGCAAUUGUACUCCCAACUGCUGUGGUGUGUUCAACAGGACAACGAGCAGUUGGCUCGAUCGGGUACUAAUUGCCUAGAGAACCUAGUCAUCAGCAAUGGUAUUAAAUUCGAUGAGCAAACCUGGGAGAAGACGUGCCAGUGUGUACUAGAUAUCUUCGAGAGUACUCUACCGUCGGCGCUACUGACGUGGAAGCCGCAGUCGCCCAACAAAGAGUCUGAUCUCGAUGUGAUCACCGGCGAGGCAGACGGUUACCACGUCGGUAUUUUAAAAAGGAGCAAUAGCACGCAGAGUCUUAAUAGCGAGUCUCUAUCGAAAACAAAGCUCUUCUCUGCAUUGUUGAUCAAGUGUGUGGUCCAAUUAGAGCUGAUACAGACGAUCGAUAACAUAGUUUUUUACCCGGCGACCUCGCGUAAGGAAGAUCAGGAGAAUUUGGCACUCGCGCAGGCCGAUAUGCUGAACGGCAAGACGUCGGAGCUUGUAAAGGCCGGCGCUGAUCAGCAAAAAGAAGAGCAAGGUAUGUACUGCGCUCUGACAACUAGCCACCUUCUGCAGCUAGUCGAAUGCCUGUUGCGGUCGCAUCGUUUCGCCAAGAGUUUCAAUUCGGACCAUGAACAGCGUAACGUGCUGUGGAAGGCCGGCUUUCGCGGCAACGUGAAGCCGAAUUUGUUAAAGCAAGAGACGCAAUCGCUUGCCUGUGCGUUGCGUAUCCUCUUUAAGAUGUACAGCGACGAAGUGCAUCGUGCUGACUGGCCUAAGGUCGAAGCACGGCUGGUCGAAGUCGCUUGUGAGGCCCUCGAGUAUUUCCUUGCAAUCGCUAACGAGGCCCACCGCGAUGCAUGGACGCCGAUCCUACUGCUGCUGCUCACCCGUAUUCUUAAAAUGAGCGACCAUCGUUUCGCAGUGCACGCCUCAACUUGCUAUCCUUCUCUUUGCGAAGUGAUGUGCUUCGAUCUUAAACCGGAGCUGAGGUCGGUCCUGCGCAGGUUCUUCCUCAGGAUCGGACCAGUCUUCAGGAUUACGCAGCAGUAGUGACAAGUCGGCGCAGUAGCGAUGGGCUGAUGAAGAAUGCUCGAGAUAGUUUCGACUCAAAAUGGUGCAGCGUAGGUUUCCAAUUGCUUUGAGUAUUAUUUGAAUGAAGUUCUUGAAUAUCUUGAAGAUUCUAAAAAGGCUAAUAGUCAUUUGACGACUUAAAGAAUCUCAUGAGUCAGAAGGAUCUUGAAACAUUAUUGCCUUCAAAGUUAUGAAAAUGGCGUCACACGAAUUGGAUAUCACGACUAAUAUUCGAUAAAUAUCAACAUUUAAUAUUAUAACACAAAUUCUCAAAUUUGAAUUUAGUGAUAAAGUACUGUAGAGAAAAAUGUUAGAAAAAAUUUGAAGAGAGUUCUGAAGAUUUUUAAAUUAUUAAAAUUAUCGAGACAAUGUUCUUAAAGAAUUCUCACAUCUUCGUGCAACGUUUCAAUAUUUCAAGAUUUUGAAAUUCAAAAUUUUAAAGAUCUUAUAAUGUUUUACUUUAAUAAAAUUAUAUAAAGCCUUACUGAAAGUUUAUAUCGGGUUUCUUAAAGGAAAACUCUCAUUUAAAAUAAUAUUUUAAGUGGUUCGAAAUUCUACGCUGAGAUUGAAUCGUCUGAACUCUUGCAAGGAGACAAGGUUGAAUGCCUAUUAUCUACGCAGUAGUAAAAAUGUAAUUAAUUGUAAAGCGCGGUUAGGUACUUCGGCCCAUGUUAAACCACUCACAUGUGAUCUAAUAAUUCGCAUAAGUUUUUAUGGCACCAAUUUUUUGAACAGAUUUGCAUUGUUUUCACAUCUGGCACACUUCACUUUAAUCCUUCGACUCGUCUUCAUUGUGUAACGCCGCAUUUAACGCUAAAUGUAGCCUGCGUCUUAUUCGUCCACUGUGCAGAUUUUUGAGUAGUGUGUCAAUGGUAUUUUAUAAUAAUACGCACUGUGACACAACUUAUUGAUUAAUUAUAAUAUUCCAAUUUAUAGUAUUAUAACAAAUGAUAUUUAUAUUUUAUUUACUGAGCGUGUUCUGCACAUCUAUAUAGUUCACAUUUAGCGCUGAAUGUGUAACAUGAAUAUGCACUACGGUGCACACGUUUGCGCAAUGUUUGUCAUGAAAAUAGUUGGAUCGCAUGCGACCGGUUUAACGUUGCGUGUAAACAUGCGUCUAUGUAAUAUAUUGGAAUAUAUACACAUACACAUACGAAGUGGCACGAAAUAUUGUGGGAAUCGGUGACAUAAAUACAUGUGUCUUCGUCGAAUUCAAAGUUGAUUCUUUCUUAGCGUAAUCUUUAGCGGUAAUCAUUCGUGCCGACAAUUUUCUUUAUUUUACAUUACUUAUCUUGAAGACCGAAUCGCUAAUUAAUGUGCAAUAGAUGAUAAACUUAACUUAAAAAUCUGAUAAACUGCAAAAAGACGUUGAAUUUUUUAACUUAAAUUAUAUUUCGCCUUUAUAUACUUUAUAUACUGUUAAUUUACGUAUUCGCGAGAACGUAUAAUUUGCACCUGGAAUACCUCGCUAAACAGACCACUCAUUGUUAUCUCCGAGAAAAGACAUUUGAUCAUUUUUCAAUCUCAAACUCGACGAUAUAUCGCUAAUAACAAUUAUAUCAAAUUAUAUCAAAUUCAGAAUAUAUCUCGACAUUAAAAAGAUGUUAUUUUGUUCGCCGCUAACUGCGUCGUCGCUGUUUAUUAAGUAGACAAUGAAAGCUCGAAGAGACCUACCGUAAGUUCCCAUAUUUCUCGAGAAGUGCUGUAAGAAGACAUGUAUAGAUUAUAAAUAGCGAUUGUGAGAGUAGUUAGCUAGGCAUUGUUGAAACGAUAGUCUUUAUAAUUUGAUAGAAAGCGAGAAUGAGUGAAUGCGUGACAAAAGGGCAAGUGCUGUUGUCAAUACGUAGAAAAUUUAGAAUAAGAUAUUCAAAACACAUGUUGUCAUUAAUUUUAGAAUUAUUACAUAUGUAUAUUCGUGCCGGCGUAAGAGGUGUAACGCUUAAGUAACUUAUAUAAAUAGCAUUGGUCCUUUGA
This is a messenger RNA of Harpegnathos saltator (Jerdon's jumping ant), 7575 nucleotides long. It is a transcript of the gene Sec71, whose product is annotated as ADP ribosylation factor guanine nucleotide exchange factor Sec71. Gene Ontology annotation, molecular function: guanyl-nucleotide exchange factor activity. Gene Ontology annotation, biological process: regulation of ARF protein signal transduction. Bases 496 to 5580 code for a protein of 1694 amino acids. Lineage: Eukaryota; Metazoa; Arthropoda; Insecta; Hymenoptera; Formicidae. The transcript is spliced from 12 exons. The record is from RefSeq and is a predicted model, not a curated record.